AUGCAAUCAUUUACUCAAAAGUUUCGACAAUUUCAGCAACAAUCUCGACAUACAAUAUAUCGUGCUCAACAUAACGAAACUUCUGCUGAUAUUGAAAAACCAGAAAAACGUCUAACCCCAAUAAUAAGAAACCCAAUUGGUGCUUUUCGAGGGGGUCUCAUUGGAUUCUUAUUAGGUUUGACGAUUGCAGGUGGUUCCGGAUAUUAUUAUCUUUUAGAUGAAUAUCAUACUGCUUCUAAUCUUUUAUUAAGUUCAGUAGAAGAACUUCAGAAAUCUACUAGUAAGGUACGAGAUUAUGCACAAAAGAUUGAAAGAUUAGAAGGUGAAUUAAAAUCGCUUCAAGGAAGUGCUGCUACAACAGAUCAAAUAAAAGAAUUGAGAAGUGAAACUAGGAAAUUAUUUGACGGACUUAACUUGCAACAUCUUGAAUUAAAAACUAAUGUUUGGAACAUUAGUGAAUAUAUGAAAAAAUUAAAUUAA
Molecule: messenger RNA, 480 nt
Organism: Diversispora eburnea
Lineage: Eukaryota; Fungi; Glomeromycota; Glomeromycetes; Diversisporales; Diversisporaceae
Source: the annotation of a GenBank genome assembly